This is a messenger RNA of Penicillium canariense, 786 nucleotides long. RefSeq names its product DUF5315 domain-containing protein. The record is from RefSeq and is a predicted model, not a curated record. The transcript has a single exon. Lineage: Eukaryota; Fungi; Ascomycota; Eurotiomycetes; Eurotiales; Aspergillaceae. The coding region runs from base 1 to 786 and encodes 261 amino acids.
AUGGAUUCCUCCAGGAAGCUCCAAAGCUCUCAGCGGCUUCCACCGCCAGCCCUGUUCCAGGGUCCGCCAUCACACAAUGCAUCCAACAUUUCUCUCUCCGUACCUCCUGCUGGGCCCGCACUCGUGACUCCCUCCGGCAGCCAACCUCCACCCCUCCAUCGCAACCAGUCUAAUCGGGGCAACGAUGGCGGCUGCGCCGACAACCGUAGCCUGCUCUCUCCAUUCAUGUCCCGACAGUACUCCAAAAACGAUGUGGACGGGUCAGACGCCAUCUGGCAGGAAAUGCAAAGUGCACUCUCCGAGGUGGAACUAUGCGCAGUGACGAGCGAGCAUGUCUUUGGCGAGAAGCACGCGGAGGCGCUAGAGGAUUUACGCCUGAAGCAACUGAAGCUGGCUCAGGCAUGGGCCCGCAGCGAGGCCGACGAUGAAGUUGUUGGUUCUAGCCGCAACACUAUCGACGGCGAGAACUCUGCUACGGGUGCAAAACGUCGAGGCUCGGGGGAAGGGAAAAGUGCAGACGCCACGACGAAUGAGCAAGCACCUAGCAAAGACCGGGUCUCCCAUCGAACCUUAGACGAAGAGACCGAGAAGGAUAUCAUUCUUGCGCGCAAGCGCCGCGAGGCGAAUGACCGAUACUUUGACCGAGUCAACCAGGGUGUGCUGGACGUGGUUGCCAAAUUGGAGGAUGUCUCCCAGGCUAUGCGCACAGUCGAGAGCGAAAGCAAGGAUAUUUGGAGUGACUCGGAGAGUGGGACAGCUGCACCGUCGUCCACCAACUCCGGUUGA